This is a messenger RNA of Ectocarpus sp. CCAP 1310/34, 2791 nucleotides long. The record is from the annotation of a GenBank genome assembly. NCBI's taxonomy places the organism in Eukaryota, Phaeophyceae, Ectocarpales, Ectocarpaceae.
AUGAUGGACGAUGACGGCGGCCAGGAGCUGGGUGUCGCAGAACCCCGGAGGCGCGACAUCUGCAAUAUCAACAACAGCAGUGACAGUUUGGGCUGCCGCCCCUUUCUGCUACAGCUUCCUGGUGGUCGUCGAGUACGCGUCGAUUCCGUGCAGUCAGCCCUUCGGUUGUACUCAAGGAUAUCCAGCCGGUCCGUUCCCCAGCAGCAGCUGGGUGGUGUUCCCCGCCCCAUUGCCCAGCGCAUCUUCCUGCGGCGCGGAUGGACCGGGCGGAGCAGCAUCACCAGCAUCAGCGUCGGCGGCGGAAUCUUUGCCCAGCUUCGUUUUCCGUCGACGUUCUCUGCGGUGAUGCCGCCGCCGCUCGUGCUCGUGCGUGGACGCGCCGGGGCCGACGGCGCCAUCGUCCUCUCUACCCCCGCCGCCGCCGUUGGUUUGGCAUCGCGGGUUUUCAGCACGUGUCCUCUCCUCCUCCCCGGCCUGAGUAGCACAACCGCCGGCGGGGGAACGCAGACAGUGCUAUCCCUGCAGCAGCAGCUCCUCACCCUCCCGUCGACGGCCAGCGUGUUCUCUGGCUCGUCGGGUGCAAUCGGGACGGCUGUGUGGUACCGCUGGAUGUCAGCCUCCCAGCGCUCGGUCGCGGCGCGGUGGGUCUCGGAGGCUAUGUGCGGACCUCUCGAACCUUCUCGCGGGCUCGGCGCUUUCGGCACCAUCCACGGACCACUUGCAGCCUGCUGGUGGACGGCGGCGGUGGUGGCCGCGGCGGCGCGGCCGGCGGUGGUCGCGCGGGCGGCGGUGACCGGGGACACUGGAGCCGCGUUCUCCCCCUGCACUCCUUCCUCGACCGGAGAGUGCACUGUCGACGCCUACUCCGUCGAUACCUCCGAGGCCGGCGACAGGUUUUCCCGCGGUGGUAGCGUGCCCGCCAUCUCCCCCGCCGACUGGGCGCUGCCGGCCUGGGGCUCGGCACUGUCGUCGUCGUCUUCUUCUGGUGCCCGCGAGGGGGCGGACAAGACCGGCGCCGCCGCCUCGACCGUCGGGGAGCAGCCCUCGUGUCCGAUGCUCGCCAGCCUGAGUGAGAGACUGGAGAGCGGCCCGGUGCCUUCGGCGUUUGGGUUCGCUGGGCGUGGUCGCGGCUGCCCGCCCCACCUCUCUGCGUCGCCGACGUUUUCGGGAACCGCUGCGGGCACGGCGACGGAAGACGGGGCGGCGGCGGCGGCGGCGCGGACGGCGGUGGUCGCGCGGGUGGCGGUGACCGGGGACACUGGAGCUGCGUUCUCCCCCUGCACCCCUUCCUCGACCGGAGAGUGCACUGUCGACGCCUACUCCGUCGAUACCUCCGAGGCCGGCGACAGGUUUUCCCGCGGUGGUAGCGUGCCCGCCAUCUCCCCCGCCGACUGGGCGCUGCCGGCCUGGGGCUCGGCACUGUCGUCGUCGUCUUCUUCUGGUGCCCGCGAGGGGGCGGACAAGACCGGCGCCGCCGCCUCGACCGUCGGGGAGCAGCCCUCGUGUCCGAUGCUCGCCAGCCUGAGUGAGAGACUGGAGAGCGGCCCGGUGCCUUCGGCGUUUGGGUUCGCUGGGCGUGGUCGGGGUUGCCCGCCCCACCUCUCCGCGUCGCCGACGUUUUCGGGAAUCGCUGCGGGCACGGCGACGGAACACGGGGCCGCAGCGGCGGCGGCGGCGGCAGGUGCUGUCCCGGCCGCGGCCUACGGUGCGUGUGCAUCGUACUCCGGGUACGCCUCGCACGCCGGCGGUGACAGGCGAGGCCGUUAUGUGCUGGAGAACAUGGACCUCCUGGACGCCGCCGACGAGAACAAGGGGGCCGCCGCGGCAGCCAGCCGCAAGGACGACGACGACGGCAAGAUGAAGACUGACGCCAUCUACGGCAACCAGUCCGUCGACCAGUCCGGCGCCGAAGUGCUGAUGGGGAUCGGAGGCCGCUCGUCGCUUCAGGUGAUGCGGGUGAGCGGGCUUGACGCGGCGCUGAAGCCUUCCAGCGGCUCGUCCGACUGCACGCAGGAGGAGGAGGCGUCGCCGACAGAGAGCAAGAAGAUGCAGCGGCACCGGUGCGAGGAGCUUGACACUGACGAGGACUACCUCGCCAAGAUCGACCCUAUGACGGAAGAGGUGUCGUCGCUUUUGCAGAAGACUCUGACCGCCGCGGUCAGCGUCGCUCCGCCCACGCCACCGCUCACCCCCGCAUCCACGAUGUCGUCUCCCGCGGAUUCCUUCCACGGGUCGACCCGGGCCGUGUUCUUCGGGAGCGGCUACAACGAGAACGACAGCGGCGCUAUCUUUGAGAGCGUGAACGAAGACUCCCUGCUGUACCUGGGCGUCGUCGCUGAGGACGGCUGGGUGCCGAACGAGGAAGCUAGGGCAAAGCUGGACCAGCUGGGACAGCCGCUGAGCUUCUUUAUGGCACAGUCUGACGAGAGGGACGAUGACACCCUCAGUUUCGAAGAGAAAGGGGUGAGCCUUCGAUAGAUGGACUGCUAUGCAUGGUUUUCGGGCACACGAUGGCCUUCAACAGGUCGAUACCAUCUGGUGUUGUUGUCGGCACAGAAACAAAAACAAACAUCUUCCCAUCUCUUGAAAAACAAGGAAGAAAUCCCCGUUGUCGCAAGAUAUCUCAAAACAACCGACUAUCGUACGCAGAAACGAACCAAUCGUGAAAACGAGCAAGCUCCAAGGGAAACAAGCCCUGUGGUUCCGCGAAUCUGCGUGGCUCAGUAGAAACUAUUGUGCAUUAAGCAAAAAAACCGAAGUGCGUCGCACUCGGAAUACAGGCAGGUGUUGG